AUGGAAAGCAAGCAAGGAAGCCAGUCUCCUCGGCCUCCUAACCAGCUCCGACGCUCCAGGCGCUUAAAACUCCAAGCCACCGCUCAACCUCUCCAAUCUCCCCGAGCCCCUCCCCGGUAUCGAAAAGACCACGUCAAGGAUUCAGAGGACAAGAGCACCCAGCAACCAGACUGGCUUACCCCGGGUGGCCAGCAGCGCAUCCGGCGCCAGCAGAGGCGUCGAAACUCCAACAUCUUCGCUGUCAACAAGAUCCUGGAGGACCAGCCGAGGGCCAAGCAUUCGGCCCCUUAUACCUUGGCGUCCUUCCAGGACUCUACACCUUCUGUCGGUCUGGCCGGUGACCAGCCACACGUCAAGAUGUCUAUGUGCGUGGGAGAUAGCCUCCAUGCCGCACAACUUCUGGGUGCGGAGCGCGUUGGCUUCUCGGGCGCUGCCGGCACGACACAGGCGGCUACGUGCCGUGUUGGCGUUCUCAACAUGGCUCCCCUGGAUGGUGGCCUGCGGACCUUGGGUGGAUGCGACCUAGAGGAGCGAGGGGGUUCUGAAAGGCAGCCCAUGACCGACCACCAGUCCUUGAUGGAGAGGACCACACUCUACCACGGACUCAAAGACCUCGACGAGUGGGACUUUCGCGAGCCGGAUAAUUUCACGGUUCAGGAGAACAUUCUCGUGUUUGCGGAUUCCGAGGACAACUUCGGCCUGGGCGACAACCAAAACAAGCCGAAGAUGCUGCCGGUCGGUGACCACUUUUACAUCGAGGUCGUGACCGCAGCCAUGUUUCGCACCCAGCGCCUCGAGGUUGUGGAUAGUGCGUCCGGGCAGCUUUCUAGGUUCGUUUGGAGGAACGGGCUGGAGGAUGCUGUGUUCUUCUGGGGCCAGUCAGGGGAUGACUCGGAAUCCGAUUUAUCGGGCCACCGAAUGGCCCUCUUCCCCACCUACCAGGACUACUGGGAGGCACUGACGGUCAGGAUGCGGACGAUCCUGCGUCUGUUUCGACGACAGGGCGUCAACAAGAUUGUGUUGGGGGCUUGGGGAGUGGAUGGUUUGGGUCAUCACAUGAGCGACGUUGUCGAUGCCUGGAAGUUUGUUAUCCUGGGAGAGGCGCCGCCCGUGUACAUGAAGGGGGUGAAGGCCGAGGAGGUCCCGGCCGCUGAGGGUUGGGAUGGACUCGAGGUGGUCUUUGCAAUAAAGGAAAGGGAAGUUGCCGACGAGUUUCGGGGCUGGUAUGUAGGAAAACUUGAUACCCUGGAAUAA
Molecule: messenger RNA, 1254 nt
Organism: Pyricularia grisea
Lineage: Eukaryota; Fungi; Ascomycota; Sordariomycetes; Magnaporthales; Pyriculariaceae
Exons: 1
Coding region: 1-1254 (417 amino acids)
Source: RefSeq, a predicted model, not a curated record